AUGGCAGAGGAUGGACUUCAGAAAGGCGCCAUGUUUAUGGCAGGUCUGACUCUGUUGCAGUCUCUCCGUGUGGCUUUAACUGGAGCAAAGUUUGCACUUGAUAGAUUUAAAAUUCCUCAGCAGUAUGCCAGUUCGUUCAUUAACAUGGUCCAUAAUCCUAUGGAGUUGGCAACGUUUACUGGAAUGGCUAUUAUAAAUAUAAUAGCGCUUACUACACCCUGGUUUAAGACGUGGUUUGCCGCUGUAACGAAUUUGGCACUAUGCUGGUCAUUUGUCCUGCUCCUUUAUGCAUUCACUUCUGGAGGUCAAAUGGGACGUCUUACCUUCUAUUACUGGGCUAUCGUAUUCGGUUCAUUUAUCUAUGGACUUAAUGUAGCGUGUGUGAUGAACGUUGGAAGUUCAAAUGCUUCCCUUUUCAGUGUAGGAAUCCCUCUCUCUGGUAUCCAAGUCUGCAUCUACUACUAUGUCUUCACUAAACUUGCCAAGAAACAUAACUGGUCGAACGUUAGCUACUGGAUCAUAGUCUGGCAGCUUAUCAUUGCUAUAAUUAUAUCACUAAUCUCAGCCAUAGUGUGGGCAUAUGCCUAUUCUUGUGAUUAUGGCGAAUUGGCUGUAACUGCUGAUGGUGGUGAUAGUAGUGGUCAACCUAGUGCUGGUGCUGUCUCUCCAAUUCUGAUGGGAAUGGUUGGUAUGGGUGGUAUCUACGCAUUUUAUCCUGCCAUUGCUCCCUAUAAAUUGACAGAUGUUGGCACUGGCUACACUAUUGAUCUUGUUGUUUUAUUCAUGAGUGCGGUUCCUGGUAUUGCUAUUGCCAUAGUCACUUUAUGUGCAUCUGAAAAGGGUCCACAUAAACCAUGGAGUAAUGGUAAUUGGGGAUGGAAUUUUGCAUGGAUUCUGGCAAUUCCACAUAUUACCGCAAUGAUCUUGUGUUUGUGCACACUUCAUUAUCCAGAUAGUGGACUAGCAAGUUCUAUAAAAAGUAGUGGAGCGCUUGUCGGAGUCAUUACUGUGACAUUAAAGUUUUGUGAAGAGGGACUCAAGGCAGUAUCAUAUGCUGGAGGUGGUGCAUAUGGAGGUGCUAUUUCGGCUGUUAAUGCCUUCACAUCCCAAGGUUUAAUGAUCAUAUUGGCCUUUACUGGAGAUGGUUAUCUAAAGACUUAUUCCAAGUAUGAGCAUGAUCGUGAUAAAUGGCCUACUAAGGAUUUUGGCUUCUGGAAGUCCUUAGGAUACUGGACAUGGAAUGGAAUGAAGGUGGCAUGUAAGAGUGUUAAGUCUUCCUUUACUAAGAAUGUUAGAUGCAAAGUUUUGGGUAAAUCAGAGGCCUUACUUAUCGUCUAUGAAGAUGAGGAAUUUUAA
Molecule: messenger RNA, 1356 nt
Organism: Theileria equi strain WA
Lineage: Eukaryota; Apicomplexa; Aconoidasida; Piroplasmida; Theileriidae
Exons: 1
Coding region: 1-1356 (451 amino acids)
Source: RefSeq, a predicted model, not a curated record